UGAAGUUCUUCUCUUUUAGGAUGAUCAGGCCACUGGUGAUGUGUCUCAUCUUCUGUCUGGUCUACGGCAACAGUAAACCAACCAAGAAGAAUCAUGUCCUUCGCAAGGAACCGCUCAGUGAUCUCGACCAUGAUGAUUCUGAUAACCACAACUUUCACCAUGAUGCCUUCCUCGGUCAGGAGGAGGCCAAGACGUUUGAUGACCUUCCUCCAGAGGAGAGCAAGCGUCGACUGGGCCUCAUUGUGGACAAGAUUGAUGCAAACAAUGAUCAGUUUGUCACUCUGGAGGAGAUGGAGGACUGGAUCAGUAAUGUUCAUAAGAAAAGUAUGCAUGAGAACACAGAGCUGCAGUGGAAUGACUUGGACAAGAACAAUGACAGCCUAAUCAGCUGGGAUGAGUACAAGGAAUCCACCUACGGAAAGAAUUCCGCAGACACCCCACAAAAAGACGGAGAGGAAGGCUACAAGGUGAGGAUGGUGAAGGAUGAGCGGCGCUUCAGGACCGCGGACAGGAACGGUGACAUGGCUGUGGACAAAGAAGAGUUCAUGGCCUUUCUGCAUCCAGAAGACUUUGAACAUAUGACGAUCACGUUGGUGAUGGACACACUCGAUGAGGUUGACAAGAAUGGAGACGGCUUUGUGGAUGUGGACGAGUACAUUGAUGACCUGUCCGGUCCAAACACCCGUCAACUAGAAGAAGAACCAGAGUGGGUGAAGACAGAGCAGAAACAUUUUGCCAAAUUAUACGACAAGAACAAAGACGGAAAGCUGGACCAGGAUGAGGUGCGGAGCUGGAUUAUGCCAGACAACAACGCUGUGAAUGCUGAGGGCAAGCACCUGAUGGAAGAGGCCGACAGCAACAAGGAUGGGAAGCUCACCAAGCAGGAGAUCCUGGAGCAUCACAAACUUUUCGCUGGAAGUCAAGUGACGGAGUACGGCGACGCACUGCUGCACCAUGAUGAGUUCUGAACGCCAAGCUUUAGGUUUUUAUCAAAUCCAGCCC
Thalassophryne amazonica is the source of this 1002-nucleotide messenger RNA. Its product is annotated as calumenin-A-like. The transcript has 6 exons. Bases 21 to 968 code for a protein of 315 amino acids. The record is from RefSeq and is a predicted model, not a curated record. Gene Ontology annotation, cellular component: endoplasmic reticulum. Lineage: Eukaryota; Metazoa; Chordata; Actinopteri; Batrachoidiformes; Batrachoididae. Gene Ontology annotation, molecular function: calcium ion binding.